AGCACCGCAUCAGCACCACCACACCACAACACACGUUGCUGGAAUUUCCAUCACCACCACCCGCACAGCGCCCUUUUGUCCUGUUUCUCUGCACGACACAGAAUACGCCUGCCAUUGGCAUUAACGAUAUUACGCCCGCACCCACAGACACCUAGCUCCCAGCUCUCUCACGAUGGGCGACGUUGCUGUCGAGAGCCCCGUGGCCGCCCUCAAGAAGGCCGCGCCCUCCGUUAUCCCGACCAUUGACAACUUCGAGGGUGUCUCAACAGAAGGAGGCGAUGAUUAUGCAAACCUCAAGAAGCUCCAGCGUCAAUUAGAAUAUAUCCAACUGCAAGAGGAAUACAUCAAGGAUGAGCAAAGAUCCCUUAAGCGCGAACUCGUUCGUGCCCAGGAAGAGAUUAAGCGCAUCCAGAGUGUCCCUCUAGUCAUUGGCCAGUUCAUGGAAGCGAUUGACCAAAACACCGGCAUUGUCCAAUCGAGCACCGGCUCCAACUACGUUGUCCGAAUCCUCUCGACGCUCGACCGCGAACAGCUCAAGCCCUCCUCCUCCGUCGCCCUCCACCGCCACUCCAAUGCCCUCGUCGACAUCCUCCCUCCCGAAGCCGAUUCCUCCAUUGCCAUGCUUGGCGCCGAUGAGAAGCCCGACGUGACGUACGCCGAUGUCGGUGGUCUCGACAUGCAGAAGCAGGAGAUCCGCGAAGCCGUCGAGCUGCCCCUCACCCACUUUGACCUCUACAAGCAGAUUGGUAUCGACCCUCCCCGCGGUGUCCUUCUCUACGGUCCCCCCGGUACCGGCAAGACCAUGCUUGUCAAGGCCGUUGCCAACUCGACCACUGCCAGCUUCAUCCGUGUCGUCGGUUCCGAAUUCGUCCAAAAGUACCUUGGCGAAGGUCCUCGCAUGGUCCGCGACGUCUUCCGCAUGGCUCGCGAAAACUCGCCCUCCAUUAUCUUCAUUGACGAAAUCGAUGCCAUUGCCACAAAGCGUUUCGACGCCCAGACCGGUGCGGAUCGUGAAGUCCAGCGUAUUCUGCUUGAAUUGCUCAACCAGAUGGACGGUUUCGACCAGACCUCCAACGUCAAGGUCAUCAUGGCCACCAACCGUGCUGACACCCUCGACCCUGCUCUUCUCCGUCCUGGACGUCUUGAUCGUAAGAUUGAGUUCCCUUCGUUGCGUGACCGCCGCGAACGCCGUCUCAUCUUCUCCACGAUUGCUGGCAAGAUGUCCCUCGCCCCGGAGGUUGACCUCGACAGCUUGAUUGUGCGAAACGACCCUCUUUCCGGUGCCGUAAUUGCUGCCAUCAUGCAAGAGGCCGGUCUCAGAGCCGUCCGCAAGAACAGAUAUAACAUUAUCCAGAGCGACUUGGAGGAUGCCUACUCCAGCCAGGUCAAGGGAACGAGCGAGGAUAACAAGUUUGACUUUUACAAAUAAAUAAACAAAGAACAUGGGAAGAGUGUAUACUAGCAUCAAUAGAAUAUGCGUGGUUAUGAAUUCAAUGUGAAAAAUCUUAUUAUUCCUACAUUCCUACUGCUACUCUCAUUAUACGUCCAACGUCUUCCACCCUCGACCGUGCAACAUCCACUAUAUACAACAUCACGAUGUACAUAGAAGGUCAUCACUGUAAAUAGAAGAAUAGCAUAUUGCGAGAAAAAGUAUUAAUUACAUUCUAUUAAUUUGUCUCAUGGACCCAUUUCCUUAUCCUACAGGCGUAAGCCCUUAACAAAAUCUAAUCAAAGACGCUUCGGCGUCCACAUAAAGGCCGUAACAUAUACAGAAGCGGAGGCUGUCCGCUUUGACAAAACUAUUUGCUGCUGGUAUGCGACCACGUUGCCAUCUCCAAGGAUGUAGAUGGCAUAUGUGAUGAUGGUCUUGGUCCUCAGGACCAUACUGAAAAAAAAAAGAACAACAAGAAAGAUGAAACAUGUAUACAGGCCAACAUCGUGUCGGUGACAAAAAGGGGGGGUAUCUCGAAUAAGGGGUGGAUAUGCUUCGCCAAAGCCACCGAGUUACGAGCUCAGGGUGACGCCAACCUCAAACAGGAGGUGAACAAAACGCUUGUGCAGCUCAAUGAAGAAGUCGGGCUGUCCAACGAGCUCAGCCAAACCCCUCGCCUUGAGGGAUGACGGUGCACCAGGGCCCAUUCGCCGCGAGAGACCCAGGCCGCCAGUGAGAAAACUACUCCCACUGCGGUCAGCAGCUGGCGGGUCAAAGGCCGAUGCUUGAAGCACAGGGCGGUCCAAGCCGACAGAGUAUCCCGGUUGUGACUCGGCAGUUCGUUCAGCCUCUGCCUCGGCAAGCUGCUGAAUCCAGUUGGCCAAGUCACGGAAGGCGUUGGAUAGAACGGCAAAAGUCUUCAUGGCAAGUCGCUCCUUGUGUGUGCUGAGGGCUAAGAAGGCGUAGACGCGCUUGUGACCUCGGGCAUGGACAUCGGGAAUACGGAAGAUGUACGCAGUAGUAUAUCCAGCGAGAGCAUCACCGAAGAAAAUGGGGCCACCGGUGGCAGCAGAUCCAGCGCUCUGGGUGGUCACAAAAGCCGAACCGUUGCUCUGUGGGGAGGCGUUUGGCGUAGACGUAGAGGGUGCGCGGGGGAGAGUCUCAAACGAGAGAGCGCGCAGACAAGAGGCACGGAUCAAAGAAAACGAGGUGGCGAGCAAGGGUUCGUGGGUGGAGGUGUAAUCGACAUAGUGCACAUGGCAAGAAGCCCGCUCCGAGGUCGUGGACGUAGACGAGCAUGAUGUGGUACGAGAGCUGACGGACUGCGCUGGAAUUCUAUUACGCGGGCGCCGUGACACGUCCUUCUCGCCGUCGGUAUCACUCGAGGCUUGCGAUCGAGCAGGUGACGCCAACUGCGCCGGGGAACCGUACACACGUUCCGCUGGCGCACGAGUGCGAAGCGUAGGCCCGCGCAAGCUUGCCAUGUCAUCCGAACCGCCGACGCCAGCCUGGCGGCGAGGCAACGUCAUAGCGCAGUUAUCACAGGGGCCUUGUUUCCGAGUCACCGUUUCGUCGUAGGUGCGACGAUAACCCGAGUCGGUCCGUCGGGGCUGCUGAAAGGCCGGUCUUGGGGAUUCGGGAGGCGUCUCGGGGGCGGUUGUCGAGGAUGAGGCGUUGGAUGUGACUGAGUCGGCAUUAGAGGAAUAAAUGGAGGUGCGCUUGCUUUGGGAGUCGCGAGGCGAGGUGAUACCCGACGAGUUGCGGUUGAGAUUUACGCUGCGAAUAGCGUCCGCAAGCUGGGCGUCCUGGUUUGGUGGGCUAGAGCGAGGAGGGUCAUCUCGGGAGCUUUCGUCGAAGCAGACAGAGCAUGGUGUCGGCAAGCCCUCAGUGACCAUGAGCGGUGUCGGGCCAUGUGUGUCGCAAUAGUGCGCGAGGCAAAGCUGAAGGCUAGGGAUUAGCAUCGAGUCUCGGCUACAAAGCAGUCUGAAAGUGGCGUCGUGAAGUUGGACCAGAGAGGAUGAAAAACAAGGGACAUGACGAAGACCGUCAUUUGAAGGCAAAAGGUAGGAUUUCUGAGGAAGGGGGUAGACGACGGGUAAACGGAAAGUAAUAUAAAGAGCCAAGGCUGCAUAUUGCGGCGUUUGUAAGAGAUACACCGGUCUGAACAAGAGUCUGAACCGGCGAGCGCAAACAAAAGCAUGGGCCAGCGACAGCUGACCAGCGUAGUGAGACGGGCCGAGAAUAGCGCACGCAACGAAUAAGCAGCGGGAGCCAAGCAGUCGGGGAAACGGGCCACAGGCCCUGGGCAGCUAGCCGCUUCGCCGGAUGUCACGGUAGAAGCUUGGUGUGCCUGGAAACAGCAACGAGUUUCACUUGCGAGCUGUAAGGCGACCAAGCUAAAUGAGCUAUGCAAGCUCGCGCCGCAGAUGUAUGGGCGGUGUGCUAUACGUAGCGUGGACAUAGCGUGUGUGGCUGAAAUUGCCGUAUGACUGGCUGCUA
Molecule: messenger RNA, 3931 nt
Organism: [Torrubiella] hemipterigena
Lineage: Eukaryota; Fungi; Ascomycota; Sordariomycetes; Hypocreales; Clavicipitaceae
Source: the annotation of a GenBank genome assembly